Messenger RNA from Mesorhabditis spiculigera, 210 nucleotides. NCBI's taxonomy places the organism in Eukaryota, Metazoa, Nematoda, Chromadorea, Rhabditida, Rhabditidae. The record is from the annotation of a GenBank genome assembly.
AUGCCGCGAGCUCGCCUGACCCCCGAGCAACAAGAAGCACUGAAGCGCGUCGAUCUGCUGCCACGGAUGCCGAACGCGAACAAGAGCGUCUUCGAAUGGAAGCCCGUCGUGCAGUGGCCGAUGAUGAGCAACGGGAACGCGAACGUGAACGCGAUCGCGCCCGGCGUGCUGCACAAGACGAGGAGGAUCGGGAGCGUCAUCGUGACCGGA